CAGUCUUGUGCUCAAUUUAAUUCGCGGCUUGCAUUUGUCGCUUCGUUCACGUCACGUAUGAUGUUAAAUCAAUCGCCGGGAGGUAAAGUUUUAGUUUAAUGUGUGACGAAGUGUAACGAACGUCAAUAACCGUGCGCGCGCGUUUCCGUGUGUACCCUGGACUCUAGUGUGUAGGUGUGUGCAUCGACAUCUUUUAAAAUAUUUCCAUUGUUAAGGUACGUGUAAACAUAUCCUGCUACGAAUUCGCAGAUAUUCAACAUGGAUACUAAAACUCUUCCUAGUCUCUUAAGUCUAAAAGUAGCUCCUCCGUCGGAGUUACAAAAUCAAAAUAUUGACAACGGAGUUGUAGAAGGGGACAGUAAUUCCGUCAAGCUUCCGGCUGCAUUGGAGCAAGCCUUGGCGUUCAAAACAGAGAGAGCCAAGGAAGUAGGUGGGGAUCCAAACGACGUACUUGCAAGUAAAUCACCGAAGGAUGACAGUGAGGAUGUCCCGCACAUAGAGGACGUCAUAACGGAAUUGGAGACGUCCACGGAGAAGAUAGAGGCGAAAACGAGCAAGAUGAAGAAGAAGAAGAAGUCGAAGAGGAAGAGGCACAACUUGGAUAGGAAAGAUGCAGAGCAGAAGAAAGAUAACGCGGAUGAGGCGAAGAGCAAGGAUGAUAUGCCUGAAAUAGAGUACAUACAAGAGAUACCGAGCAUAAACGACUUGGAGCCAAUGUACCGUCAAUUCGCUCGGGUCUUCGAGGCUUUCAAACUGGUGGAACCCGAGCCGAGUCCGAACGACGCGGCCGACAAGGGUGAACCUAUCGGGCAAUAUCCGCCAGUAGCCAGUAUACAGACCGCCGGUAGCGUGCCGAACAAGGUGCCGCUAUUGGACGACUUCGACGACGAGGCGAAUCAGCAGCAGCAGCAACAAGGCACCGGCGAGAACGGCACGCCGCGCCUGUCCAAGCGGAAACUAAAGCGGCUCACGCGACUCAGCGUGGCGGAACUGAAGCAGCUGGUGGGUCGUCCCGACGUCGUGGAGAUGCACGACGUCACCGCGAGGGACCCGAAGCUGCUCGUGCAGCUGAAGGCGCACCGCAACACGGUGCCGGUGCCGCGGCACUGGUGCUUCAAGCGCAAAUACCUGCAGGGCAAGCGCGGCAUCGAGAAGCCGCCGUUCGACCUGCCCGACUUCAUCAAGCGCACCGGCAUCACGGAGAUGCGCGCCAGCCUGCAGGAACGCGACGACACACGCACGCUGAAGGCGAAGAUGCGGGAGCGGGCGAGGCCGAAGCUCGGCAAGAUCGACAUCGACUACCAGAAGCUGCACGACGCGUUCUUCAAGUGGCAGACGAAGCCACGCAUGACCAUUCACGGCGACCUCUACUACGAGGGCAAGGAGUUCGAGACACGUCUGAAGGAGAAGAAGCCGGGCGAGCUAUCGGACGAGCUGCGCACCGCGCUCGGCAUGCCGGUGGGCCCGAACUGUCAGAAAGUACCGCCGCCGUGGUUGAUUGCGAUGCAACGGUACGGCCCGCCACCGAGUUACCCGAAUCUUAAGAUACCCGGCUUGAACGCGCCCAUUCCGGAAGGUUGCGCGUUCGGUUAUCACGCUGGAGGUUGGGGCAAGCCGCCGGUCGACGAGACUGGACGGCCUCUCUACGGCGACGUGUUCGGCAUCUCUCGUACGUCCGGCGCGGAUGCCAUGGACGAGGAGAUAGACCGCGGUAUGUGGGGCGAGCCUGAGUCGGAGUCGUCGGGUGACGAAGACGACGACGAGGACGGCGAGGAGGGCGGCGAGGCCGGCGAGAAUGACGGCAAGGACGCGGAUGGCGAUGCGAGCGGCCUGGUUACGCCGGGUGCGGAAGGUCUGAUCACACCCAGCGGUAUCACGUCGAUCCCGGCGGGCUUGGAGACGCCGGAGACGAUCGAGCUGAGGAAGAAGAAGAUCGAGAGCGAGAUGGAGGGCGGCGAUACACCCGCGUUGUACACAGUGCUGCAGGAACGUAGGACGGAGGGUCUGGGCGCCAGCAUGAUGGGCAGCACACACGUGUACGAUAUGACAGGCGCGGCAGGUGGCCAGGCGCCGCCUUCCGUCAUAGCUGCUCGUCGUGGCGGCGCGAUCGGCGCUGGCGGCCCCAGCGACGUCGCUAGGGCGGAGAAGGACGGCGCGGUGGAAUUGACAUUGGAUCCCAGUGAAUUGGACCUCGACUCCGAGGCGAUGGCGUCCAGGUACGAGGAGACGAUGAGGUCGAGACAGGCGCAUCUGAGGAGGGAGGAUCUGUCGGACAUGCUUCAAGAUCACGUGCAACGGCAGAAGAGUAAACGCAAACGCCAGCAAAUCCAGGAUACAAAGACGUCUAAGAAAUAUAAAGAAUUUAAGUUUUAAAAAUGUCAUGUCACCUUUCCGAUCAUGUAAUAAUAAUAAUAGUAAUAAUAAUAAUCUUUAUUAAUA
Messenger RNA from Dinoponera quadriceps, 2439 nucleotides. It is a transcript of the gene Sf3b2, whose product is annotated as splicing factor 3B subunit 2-like. NCBI's taxonomy places the organism in Eukaryota, Metazoa, Arthropoda, Insecta, Hymenoptera, Formicidae. The transcript is spliced from 3 exons. Bases 259 to 2373 code for a protein of 704 amino acids. Gene Ontology annotation, biological process: mRNA splicing, via spliceosome. The record is from RefSeq and is a predicted model, not a curated record. Gene Ontology annotation, cellular component: U2 snRNP; U2-type spliceosomal complex; precatalytic spliceosome.